Molecule: messenger RNA, 1380 nt
Organism: Xiphophorus couchianus (Monterrey platyfish)
Lineage: Eukaryota; Metazoa; Chordata; Actinopteri; Cyprinodontiformes; Poeciliidae
Gene: rbm48
Product: RNA binding motif protein 48
Exons: 6
Coding region: 295-1257 (320 amino acids)
Cellular component (GO): nucleoplasm
Molecular function (GO): nucleic acid binding
Source: RefSeq, a predicted model, not a curated record
GUCAGCAAUAGAUCGGAUUGUUGGAGCGCCCCAGAAGUCUACAAACAUCACGAACAGCGAAGAGUGUGCAUUUCUCGACCGAAAUACCGAGAAGGGAGAAAGGCCAAAGCAGUUAAGGAAGGAGAGACAAAGCCAAACCCAGAAUCAGUAGCCAGUGUGUUCUAUAGAAAAUUGGAACAAAGAGAGUACAGGAAAUGUACAGUAAAGGAGUUGGCAGCAAUUGCUCCAACGACGCCACACAAAAAGUCUCAAAAUGUUAUUCCCUAAACAAAUGCCACAGAUGGACUCACCUUAAUGGCAGUGUACACCAUAAAUCUAGAGUCCCGUUAUCUGAUGGUUCAAGGGGUUCCAGCCAUCGGCGUAAUGACGGAGCUGAUCCAGCUGUGUGCGCUGUAUGGCGUCGUGGAGGAGUACCGACCCCUGGACGAGUAUCCAGCUGAGGAAUUCACUGAGGUUUACCUCGUCAAGUUUCAGAAAUUAACAAGCGCCAGGGCAGCAAAACGCAACAUGGAUGAGAAGAGUUUCUACGGUGGUGUGCUGCAUGUGUGCUAUGUCCCAGAGUACGAGACAGUGGAGGACACCAGGCUGAAGUUGCAAGACAGAAGAAGUUAUAUUGCGAGAGCAGCUCGGAGUAGAGCAAAACAAAGAGAAAAGACAGAAGCAGCACAAGAGAGUUCGGCAUCAUCAGAAGCACCAACCUCAUCAGACAAAAUUCCCGCCAGUCGUGAUGUAACAUCUAAAAUUGAAAGUACAGGAGAGGCUUUAAGCCAGAGCCACUAUUCAGAGUUUCCUCCGCUGCCAUUGCCACCUCGAGAACAGUGUUCAUUCAGACAAAAAAGUCAUCGCAGGCUUGUACCAACAGAGGAUAAAAUGGGGACUUUGCAUAAUGCCUUCUUUAAUGUAGAACAGUGGCAAGCGGACAGUUUGAGCUCUAACCCAACAACCUCUAACAGGGAGCAAGACACAGAGGGCAGACUGGGUCCAAAUCCUGGUUCUGGAGUGAGAUUUAUUCCAAGGAACACUAACUUGGAGAGCAGAAAGCGCAAAGUAGAAGAGUCUGGAGAGCCUGCUGCAAACAUUUCUGGAGAAAACGAGCCGCUGAUUGGACCUAAACUACCGGAACCGGCAAAACUGGACAUGGAAGAUGAGUCAUUAAACACAACUGUCAGCCUAAUCAGGAGCACAAUGAAGCAGGUGGGAUCAGUUCCAGACCUUAAAAGAGUUGAGAAAAAAGCAAAACCACGUCGUCGGAUAUAAACCGGACCGAUGUCUACCACUGCUUUGGAAGUUGGAUGUCUCUCUUUUCAGAUUGCAUUUAUUUAUGUAUUGCAAGCAGAUACUAAGAUUUUUAUUAAAGACACAGUUGAAAGUUUGCACUGA